CAUGAUCAAGUGGCCUGGCUCUCUUGGAGGGGAUUCGUCACCAGAUGGUGGACAUUUCGCGACAUGUGUGCCCUUUCUAUGGUGACAUCAGUUUAGUUAGUCACAGAACUGGGAGCAGAGAUGAUGCUUUCUUUGACUUUCCUGCUGGCCUGGAGCUCGGUUUUUCUUAACCAAGCUGAGACUGUGACCACUCCCAUUUCUGAGAUUGCUCCAGAAUCCCUAAAGGAACUUGUCCUUAUAAGAAAGACACUAGCCAGACAGGCCCAAAGGCUGAAAAGCCUAGAGAUCAAUCUGCACCAUGUCUUGAGCAAGGUGGUCUUCCUAGCAGAUACGGACAUCCAUGCGGCUCGCACAUUCUCCACCAAAGCUGAUCCUUUGCUGGAGUUAUCGGAACGACUGAAUUAUUUAAUGCAGCGACUGGAACAGGAGGCUAGCACUAAGGAAGUGCUUCAGAGGAUAGAAAACCAAAUGGACUCUUUGAGCAGGUUUAAUGAGUGCAAGCAAAUUCAAGAAGGUUCCCUAAACGACACUAUUGCCAUGAAUGUUCCUCAAGUUAAGGAACUCCCAAAAGUUGAGUUUGACCAGCCUGACAAAUCGGAUUGCUUCGAAUUGGUAGAUCGAGUGGAUGGCGUUUAUAGGUUUUUGGUUCCAGAAAGAAAUGAACUACAGCGGGACUUUUAUGAGCGGUACUGUGCAUUCGCCACCGACGGACCCGCCUGGACGGUGAUCCAGAACAGAGGCGUCUUCGAUCCUGCGGAGAACUUCAAUCGCAGCUGGGAUGAGUAUCGUGCGGGCUUUGGCAAUCUGUCCAGGGAUUUCUGGUUCGGCAACGAGUUCACGCACCAAAUUCUCUAUCGCGACGAUCACGAGUUGCGCGUGGAGUUGGGCUAUAAUCAUGGGGAGGAGUUCCCGGACUGGGCGGAGUACUCUCUGUUCCGGCUGGACAGCGAGGGCUACAGCUAUCAGCUAGCGGUGGACGGUGUCUUUCGGGGUUCGCUGCCCGACGCCCUGGAGCCGCACAUUCACCUGGACUUUAGCACCUACGAUCGCAGGAGCGAUGGCCAAUCCGCCGGAGAUUCCUCCUGUGCCGAGCAUUACGGCGGCGGUUGGUGGCUCGAUCGUUGCACCAGGUCCAACUUGAAUGGCGAGCACGGAAACCAGAGAACAGGUCCGGCCAUCCUCUGGUCGUAUUGGGGGAAUGGAUCGGACACUCCGAAAACCUCACGCAUGAUGAUACGGCCCGUAAAUUUCGACUCUGGCGGUGAUCCGGUGAAUAGUUACGAGAAUUAAGCGGCGACGAACUUCGAAAUUUAAAUAGCAAUCAUCAAAUGUUGCUUGAACGUUACCGAUAGGUGGCCCUGCCAGUGGACG
This is a messenger RNA of Drosophila serrata, 1371 nucleotides long. Its product is annotated as fibrinogen-like protein A. The record is from RefSeq and is a predicted model, not a curated record. Lineage: Eukaryota; Metazoa; Arthropoda; Insecta; Diptera; Drosophilidae.